Molecule: messenger RNA, 1114 nt
Organism: Gracilinanus agilis (Agile Gracile Mouse Opossum)
Lineage: Eukaryota; Metazoa; Chordata; Mammalia; Didelphimorphia; Didelphidae
Gene: TMEM216
Product: transmembrane protein 216
Exons: 4
Coding region: 65-604 (179 amino acids)
Biological process (GO): non-motile cilium assembly
Cellular component (GO): ciliary transition zone
Source: RefSeq, a predicted model, not a curated record
GCCGCAGUUUCCAUGGGGACUGAGUGGCGAUGGCGCUGCGAGGUGAGCUGCCCGAGGUGUAUGAAUGGGGCUCCGCACUCGGGGAUCCCCGCUCGGGCCUCGGUUGGCCCAUAGGCCUGAGGCGGGGAGCGCGGGGUGGGGGUGGGUUCCCGCGGCCUGGCCGCCCACCGCCCUGGGGCCUCCCCCUGCAGGCCGCCGGCUGUCGUCCGUCUCUCUGGAGAUCCUCUUCUUUCUCAAUGGCUGGUACAGCGCCACCUACUUCCUGCUGGAGCUUUUCACGUUCUUGUACAAAGGGCUCCUGUUACCCUACCCAACAGCCAACCUCAUUCUUGACCUGGUGAUGCUGUUCCUGUACCUUGGAAUCGAAAUCACCCGCAUUUUCUUCGGUACAAAAGGAAACCUCUGUCAAAGGAUGAUGCCCCUUGGGAUCAGCUUGGCCUUGACCUUCCCGUCAGCCAUGAUGGCUUCCUAUUACCUCCUGCUGCAGACUUAUGUGCUUCGCCUUGAAGCUGUGAUGGGCACCAUCCUGCUCCUUUUCUGUGCUUUAGAGGUGAUACUCGAAGUGCUUACUCUCAGCACCUUCUCCAGCAUGGAUUCUUUUUGAAGUACAAGAGACCUGCCCAUCAAGAGCCUUGGUGACUGCCCCAUGGUGUCCCAGAGGCACGUGCCCUCAGGGAGGCUGGCCCUUUGCCUUGGUCCUGGCAGCAUCUUCUAAACCAGCCUAGAGGAUGAGUUCUCCAUCUCCUUCAGGAUAGUCUUGGGCACAUGUCACCCUCUCCUAGGCCCAGGUGCACUCUGAGCUCCUGUUUGUCACAACCAAGGGUCCUGGGUUUGGAUUGUGUCAGCAGGCCCCACUUCUGUCGUGUGUCUGUCUGUGUGUGCGCGUGUGUGCGCACCCAUACACAUGUGGUGCUCAGGCUCUGUGCCCCACAAAAGCACCGUGGACCUGUUUCACAUGGCUGUUUCCUCAGCUAACCCCCAACCAAGACUUCAUCCCAUUCAUUCCUCAAAGGGAAUGAGCAUAAGAAGGGACCAGGCACUGACAACAGCUAGCUUGGGACGUUAUUUUUCUACACUACGUCUUGGAACAAACACUAUUUUGCAAUAAAUAUUU